AACAGAUCCCCCCCCUUGUCUUCAUCAGAAGAAACUGGUUGGUCCUAAUAACUCAGCCUAUUCCAGUAAACGCAUCCCGUUUCCUCCCAGCUUCCCUCCCGCCUUGCCUGCCAUAGAAAGAACUCCCCCCCAACAAAAGAGAGGGGGGCGCUUCUCCAGGUCUCCUCCCCCAGCGGUGGUGGUGGUAGGGAGAGGAGGAGGCAGUCCGCCCGCGAGAAGGGCGGGGGCUGGCUCCUGCUCUCCUUCCCUCCCUCCUUCUUUCUCUCUCUUUCCAAGUUUCUGCUCCUCCCUCCUUCGCACAAACUUUCUCGCUCUUGGUCGGCGCCCGGCUAGCUCUUUUCGGUCCGCGGCGGAUUUCUCAGCCAGCCACCCACCCGCGCCUCCUCCCCCCUCCUUUCCUGCUGCCCUGUCACCUUCUCCCCCUAACCGAACCAGAGCCUCAACCGGCGGGACCACCACCCACCCUUCCCCGGACGGAGUACGGAGUUGACGAGUUGCCAUUUGGGGCUCAGGGUCGGAGCCCAGAGCAGCCAUCACAAUAGCGUCCAACAGCUGGAACGCCAGCGGCAGCCCCGGGGAGGGGCGAGAAGAUGGACAGGAAGGGAUGGACAAGAGUCUGGACAAUGAUGCCGAAGGAGUGUGGAGUCCAGACAUUGAACAGAGCUUCCAGGAGGCGUUGGCAAUAUACCCGCCCUGUGGCCGGCGGAAGAUUAUUCUCUCGGAUGAGGGCAAAAUGUAUGGUCGCAAUGAAUUGAUAGCAAGGUACAUCAAGUUACGGACGGGGAAAACAAGGACAAGAAAACAGGUGUCCAGCCAUAUACAGGUUCUAGCUCGGAAGAAGGUGCGAGAGUACCAGGUUGGCAUUAAGGUCUCUAGCCACUUGCAGGUUCUAGCCAGACGGAAAUCUCGUGAGAUUCAGUCGAAGCUGAAGGCUAUGAACUUGGAUCAGGUCUCAAAGGACAAGGCUCUGCAAAGUAUGGCUUCCAUGUCAUCAGCACAGAUCGUAUCUGCCAGUGUCCUGCAGAACAAGCUCAGCCCCCCUCCUCCACUUCCUCAGGCUGUCUUCUCUGCUGCUCCCAGGUUUUGGAGUGGGCCUAUCCCAGGACAGUCUGGACCUUCUCAGGACAUUAAACCAUUUGCACAACCAGCCUACCCCAUCCAGCCACCCAUGCCUCCAUCACUAGCCAGCUAUGAGCCCCUGGCUCCUCUCCCACCCGCUGCCUCGGCUGUGCCAGUCUGGCAGGACCGCACCAUCGCCUCCACGAAGCUGCGGCUCCUUGAGUAUUCAGCAUUUAUGGAAGUGCAGCGUGACCCUGAAACGUAUAGCAAGCACCUUUUUGUGCAUAUUGGACAGACGAACCCUUCAUACAGCGACCCGCUGUUGGAGGCAGUGGACAUCCGCCAGAUCUAUGACAAGUUCCCCGAGAAGAAAGGUGGCCUGAAAGAGCUCUAUGAAAGGGGACCCCAGAACUCCUUUUUCCUAGUCAAGUUCUGGGCGGAUCUGAACAGCACCAUUCAGGAUGGUCCUGGUGCUUUUUAUGGCGUAAGCAGUCAGUAUAGCAGUGCAGAAAACAUGACUAUCACAGUCUCCACUAAGGUGUGCUCCUUUGGAAAGCAAGUAGUUGAGAAGGUGGAGACGGAAUUUGCCCGGAUGGAGAAUGGACGGUGUGUGUACCGAAUCCAUCGAUCCCCCAUGUGCGAGUAUAUGAUCAACUUCAUCCAUAAACUGAAACACCUCCCAGAAAAAUACAUGAUGAACAGUGUCCUGGAGAAUUUCACCAUCUUGCAGGUUGUAACAAACAGAGAUACCCAGGAAACCUUGCUGUGCAUAGCCUUUGUUUUUGAGGUAUCCACCAGUGAGCAUGGAGCCCAGCAUCAUGUGUACAAGUUGGUCAAAGACUAGAGGCCGCUUUAGGGUGACUGGGCAAUUUGAGGAGAGAAGUCUUGACAGAGAAGCCACCCGUAUUGGAUGCCUUGAUGCAAGUCUUUUGGAAAUGAACACACACAUACAAAAAGCAAUGCCAAAAAAGACUGUUUCACAAUCACAGAUGUUUUCUACUUAAGAACAAUUUUUUUAAAAAAAAACAGUAAAGAAAAGCAUUACAGGAAAGCAUAAAGUGGAUGGAGAGUUGUGUCUGGACGCAGCAGGGAGAGCUGUUCCUGGGGGCUAGGUCAUCAGUGUUUCAGGAGAUGUUGGUGCCAAGGCCUGGUACCUCUGAAUGCCUUUCCCAGCACAUAGUACUAGAACAAUCUGGUGAAAUUAAACUGCCAACGUCUUAAUACCUGGACGUGCAUAUAUUUUCCAUGCCAAGAUCCGGAUUUGGUCCUCGAAACCAGUUUUGCUUGGGUGGCUUUCAUCCAGAGAAAAGCAUUAUGUGAGGGCUGCUAAAGAUGACUGUUCUGAGAGAAGAUGGGAAAUCACAUGCCACCUUGUUUAUGUUACUAAUCCCACUCUGUUCUAGACGGUGACAAGAUGAAGAGUUUUCUUCAGCCUCUUGCCACAGACUGUGUGCAGAGCCAGCACAGAGAAUUGGUAGAUUGUGUCUUGUUGUGGCAUGUACCACCCAUGGGUUAAUUUCAAGAAAGUGGUUUUAUUCCCACAAUGUCCUGGGUAUUUUCUAUUGCAGGAUAUGGUGGUGAUGGGAGGGCACCAGGAGUUGAUUAUGGCAGGAAUAUGGCAAUUUUACAUCCAUAUCCCAGAUGUUUGGGUAACAAACAGGAGUAUGAUUGCAGAAUUGUGUGUGUGUACUCAAACAAGAAAAGGAGAACCUUGAACAUAUCUGUCUUUGGGAUGUUAAAAGGUUAGAGUAUGUACUAAGAGGAAGGAGGGGUGCUCAGCUGGAGGAAAGCAAUUCAGGGAAUCUAGAUGAGGCAGGUUACAGAUAAGCAGACUGACUCUAGGUGGGCUGUGAGAUGACUGGAAUAAUAUUUGGACUGGCUAAGGUUGAGUAAUUUGGGGGAGAAAUCUGAACUUCUAUGGGAUUUUUAACCAGCUCUCAAUUGAGCAUUUUUUUUUGUAUCUGCCAUGUCAAAAACAACAUGGAAAAAGCUUAGACCAAAGUUCUUGCUGCCUGGGCAUUGUUCUGGUAAGAUAUUAAUUCCCUUCUGCUUCUCUGUUCAUCUGUGGUAGUCAUCCAGGAAAGAGCAGGAUCUAAAUAUCAUGAUGCAAGUCUUUUCCCUGGAUUAUAUAUUUUCCACCUAAGACAUCUGCAUGAAGGCUGCUAAAACCAAAGCAAAAAUUGUGUAGUCGAAAACCCAGGGAGGUGCUGAAAGAUGAAACAAAGCACAAUUUGUUAUACAAAAUCCCUCUUUAUUUGAAAGCUGUACUGUUUGCUGUUGGAAAUGCUGAAGAACAUUUCUCUGUAAGGUUGAAGUGUAAAUGUGAGCCCCUGUACCUUAAGCCUGGAGACUAACACCAUGGGCGUAUAAUUUAAAUCGGUGCUUGUAGGAAUCCUGUUACAUUAAUAGUGCCAAGUUAUCAGUACCCUAACUGUACAUGGCACCUCCAGGGCUCAUGCCCAUAGGUUUCAGCUAUUUGUCUAAACACUAGUUAGUAGUUUUAAAUAAUAGAUGAACUAACAGAAUGUAAGGUUGUGCCUUUUUUUUACCAUUGAGCUUUUUUCCUGUUUUGUCCUUCAGCUUUUCCUUGGUUAUAUGGUGGUUUGUUUUUAAGUUGAUUGAUUUUCAUUUUUAAAAAUUCUCCCUGCUCCAUCCUUUCUUUAAUCUGGUAUACUCUUAAAUCAACCCACAGACUAAUGUCCACCCUAUGCUCUCACAGACCCAGUGACAUUCAUAUGGAGAAGCCUCAAAGCCUCAGGAAAAAAGGUGCAAUACAAUGCAAUAAGAAAGAAAGAAAAAGAAAAGCCAUUUGUAGGGAAGAAGAGAAUGUGAGGUUGUCACUUCUAGGAGGAAUUGGAAUGCACAGACAUAAGCCUGCAGCUACAAAUCUUCAUGCAUGGGCUAUCUGUCUGUGUUUAAAAUGGAGCUGUUCUAAGGUUGAUCCAACACAUUUUGCUGCCCAAGGCUGAGCAGCAAUUGCCUCCUCACCCCCAGUCAAGGUGCAUAGUACUCGAGGCCAAACGAGUUACCUUGGUUCCUGAGGCAGAAAAUCCCACAACGGCAUCUUCCUACCCCUGAUAGUAAAAAUACAAUAAUAAUAAUUGAAACGACAAUUUCCUUUUCAUGACACCCAAAAUCAGCUACCACUUCCCUCUACCUAAUGGUAGGACCAGCCCAGGCUGUAAGGAGAGAUUUCACUACCAGGAUCAUUUUCAUAGUGGUAUCAAGAUGUAUGCAGUGGGAUUGCCAAAGAUAGUGGAAGGGGGCUGGGAAUUCAGGAUGUGUUUGGUGGGAAAGUCCGUGAAGAACAGAUGGAUUGUGACCAUGCAGAGGCAAACAGUUGGGUGCAUUUCAUUGUAAUGUAAGGUUCAAGUUAAAAUCAAGAGCUCCUGCCUUCACAUUUUUUAUUUCUCACUUGUUUUUUUCACAUUUCCCCCCACUUGUCUUUUCUGCCAUUGUCUGUCUUAGAGGUAGGAGGUAAUGUCAUGGAAACGUCUCAUAACUGACUUGGGCCUCUCCUAGGUUUGGCCUGCAUCACCACUGUAUUGUUGAUUUAGUACCCAUAUUUUGGCUAUCUAGAUAGUCACUUUUUGCAUGAAGGACCAUGCACAAAGCCAUUGGCUCACUCAAAGUAAGUCUGGCUAAUGUAGACUAAGAAUAUUCCCAGGAGUCUUCAGACUAUCCUUUGAAUACAACAUUCAGCUACAAGGUGACACCAUGAGAACAACUGACAGUCAUUUCCUAAUUUUUUGAAGGACAUUUUUAAUGUAAGAAUUUUUCCUGUGAAGUGGUUUUUAACUGAUGCCAUCCAAGGACUUCUGGAAACCUCCACUAGAAUUUUGAAAUGAACACUCCUUUGUGUGCUAUGUGAGACGCCUGAGAUGGUAACACUGAUGGGAAUGGUGUGUGGGGACUGGUUUAGUAUGCCGCAAGUUACAAAUUGUUUGCCUUGUUUUGUAACACAUGUUGCCCUCUUGGGAGAUGAGUAACAGGUGCUGGAAGUUCUAAAAAGCAGUGGUAAUUAAAUUCAGAUGGGGACCUCCUCUAUUCCCUGCCUUCAACAUGAUAAUCCUACUGCACCGUCCUUGGCAAAGUUGAUGUCCCAUGCAUGAUUAUGUAAUGUUUUGAGCAAACUGGGUUCUGUAGUGCCACAACUUUCUCUCCAGUGUAUUACUCUUAGGAAGAACUGGCUGCCCUGUAAAAGACAGUGUCAGAUUUGCUUCAGGUACGUUUUUCAGACCCCUGUGCAUUAGGGGAAAGGUACAGCAUCCUUGGAAUCAAAUAACACCUGUUGUAACUAAAGUUGGAGGAGGUAUUGUUAAAAGGGGCAGGAUUUUGAAUUCCUUAUGAAUACAGCCAGAGCCUCUACAUCUGUAAUGAGGGGAAAGCUGGCUAGUUUAUAUGUAGCAUGUUUAUUUUUAUUCCUAGAUCAAAAACUCUGGGAAUUAAGGUUAAAACUUUCCCUGUUCUUAACCUAUGUACAAUAAAAUACCCCUUUCUGCUAAACAUACCUUUUUAAGGGAGGGCAUAUAUAACCCCCUAGGGCAGACUUCACUGUACACUUGGGGAGAGUGGAGCAGGGCCUUAGUCUUGCCUAACCCCAAACUUCUUUAUAUACAAACUGUUCCUUGUAUUUUAUCCACAAUCUAAAACCCAGUUGGAGCCUUUAGAAAAAAAACUCCUCUUAAACUGGACUAUGUUAACAUUUCUCAUCCUUUCCUUUUCAGUCCUUCCAUGCCAUACCAUUCUUGAUUUCAGUGCAACAUGUAGUUAGGUCCCAUUCCCAGCCUUCCUGUUUGUAGAAUCCCCUGCACCUUUUGGCCUCAAGUUUGUGAGCACAAAUACACAUACAAACCACUGCCCAUCUGGUGUGUCCCCCUCAGAGAAUGGUAGCAAGGCUAAGGAAAUGUCAGCUUCAUGAAUCUCACUUGGUUGGACAUAAUACAGGUACCCAAAAACUCAGUAAGCAAGUCCCUCCCACAUACCAUGUAUUUAUGAAUUUCACAUGAAGUACUGUUUUAUUUUUUUAAAGACUUUGUAAAGCUUACCAGGGUAAUGGUCACCUUUUUUAGAGCUCUGUCAGUCCACAGUGUAAAACCAUUUUUAUGUAUUAUAUUUUGUGUAUUUUUUAAUCCAGCUGUGAUGGGUUGUAUCAUAUAUUGUUGUGUUUACUGUAUGUCCAUCUUCAAGUAGAUGAUGAGACAGUGGAGCUUCUAGAAAGCUAUGGUCUGCUGAAAACUAUUAAACUUAUUUGUUCAUGGGUUGGCUCAAAUA
Messenger RNA from Rhineura floridana, 6333 nucleotides. RefSeq names its product TEA domain transcription factor 3 (gene TEAD3). NCBI's taxonomy places the organism in Eukaryota, Metazoa, Chordata, Lepidosauria, Squamata, Rhineuridae. Gene Ontology annotation, biological process: embryonic organ development; hippo signaling; positive regulation of transcription by RNA polymerase II. The transcript has 14 exons. Gene Ontology annotation, cellular component: transcription regulator complex. Gene Ontology annotation, molecular function: DNA-binding transcription factor activity, RNA polymerase II-specific; RNA polymerase II cis-regulatory region sequence-specific DNA binding. The record is from RefSeq and is a predicted model, not a curated record. The coding region runs from base 605 to 1903 and encodes 432 amino acids.